Molecule: messenger RNA, 1675 nt
Organism: Ornithodoros turicata
Lineage: Eukaryota; Metazoa; Arthropoda; Arachnida; Ixodida; Argasidae
Exons: 5
Coding region: 181-894 (237 amino acids)
Source: RefSeq, a predicted model, not a curated record
UGUGACCUUACGAUCGGAGCUACGAUAUUCGGACAUCCAUCUUCGAGGCAGUAUUUUGUCUCAAGGUAAGCCUGUUUGUGGAGAGGGGGAGCACGUGGUUGUUUACUCAUAACAUACGGAACAAGAUAAAUAUCGCCUGCAAGCGCAGUGUAAUGGGAUCCAGAAUUAAACUGAGGCGACAUGAGGUACUCUGUGGUCUACUUGCUACUUUUGGCUUAUGGCGCAGGUAUCCUUGUGUCCACGGUAACGAGUGGUCCAGGAUGCUCAGAUAAGGACAUCCGAUCGUGCGGAAUGGAUUUCAUCCCAUUUUAUAACGCGACGCGUUUGGCAGAAGACGCAGCAGGCCUUGAAGCUCAAUGCAAGUUGUAUAUCACGCAAGUUUCCUGCGCGGAGAAUUUCACGCGUCGUUGCCUGCAGGGAUUUCCUCGUGCGGUGGCGCUCUUGGGACUUCAAGCAGCGUUGGCAGACUACGAAGAAGGUUGCAACGCCACCUCUGCCAAAUAUAAAGUUUACAUCGAGAAUAUACCCUGCAUCAACAAGGCUGGUCCAAGACUACACCAGUGCAUCAACAGUGCAUUCGAUAUAUUCCAAACGGCCACAGAGAAGGCUCCGGAGAAACGAAAGAUUGGUUAUGCCUGCUGUUACUACUACGAGCUGCAGGACUGCUUCCGAGACGCUCUGAGAGACAAGUGCAACAGACCGCAAGUGCUGAAUUUCUUCACCGAAAUCAUGGAUCAUGUAUUCGGUGACAUGCUUCAGCUUGGGUGUGGACGGUACAGGCGCGGUUCGUCCGGUUGUAAAACAAUUCCUCCGCUGCCGCGCAACAGGGACCUGUCUUUGGGAGCAGUGAACAUCGUCGAAACCAUCAAGGAUGUUGUUAAUUCUCUUGGCUAAUUUACCUUGGCGUCUAAAGUCUUGCUUGACGCUCGCCGCGAGAUAGGCGAUCUCCACUAGCAACCCUGGUGCUACUCGAAUUUUUGGGCUUGACUGGAUGAAUUAUGAGACUUAGGCAAUCGCUGGACCGGUGCACCGGGCAAGGCUGCUACAAGGGUACACUAUGAUAACUGUUAAUGUUAAGAAUGAAACGAGGGUAUUCCAUUUUGUAUUCUCCCGAUUGAUUGGCACAAGGCAAAGAGAAAGACGACGACGAUGACGACGGCGGCAUAAUAAUGGCAUCGACGAAACGUAUUCAUGGAUGUAUAGUGAGCUAUAAUGGAUGCCAGGGACCUCGCGUGUUUUUCAAUUUGCACCAAGGUGUACUAAAAGGUCUAGGUUCAGCCUUGUUGGCUGGGCUGCCUCAUGUUACCCAUUCACGGGUGCGGUCCCACAACUCCUGGACGCGGGAACUUCUACCUGCUGCGUUUCCGCCCUGGGCCGGUUCGCCCCUCCUUAGACAACCUGGGGGUCCUGGACUCCUCCGGGACCUCCAUGUUGACGUCCACCUUAGUGCGGACACCCGAUCAACAUGGGCAGGCACGAGACAUGGACCCCAACCUCAGGUUGUCCUCUAGACCUGGCCUCCGAGUAGCUGGAUUACAGGAGCACGCCACAACUCCCAGCCGCUAUUGCACCAGCUAUUUCAGAUAUUUGAGGGAUACAUUUCGUAUUUAAUGUUCGCUAAGAUUAACGUUAUGUACCACACAUGUAAAUGCUGCAUUAAAGGCGCAUUUCGUUU